Acromyrmex echinatior (Panamanian leafcutter ant) is the source of this 667-nucleotide messenger RNA. RefSeq lists its product as uncharacterized. The record is from RefSeq and is a predicted model, not a curated record. NCBI's taxonomy places the organism in Eukaryota, Metazoa, Arthropoda, Insecta, Hymenoptera, Formicidae.
UAUACAUAAUUUAUCAGCUUCGCGUCACGCAAAAAACAAAAAUUAUGAAGCAAUUUAAAUGUUACAUCAACAUAAAAUAGUCAUCGUGUAAAAUACAGAGGAAUGAGAUGCUCAGUUAUUGGCGAGAGUUUCAUGUGCAAUGAUAUAUGUCCAAAGAGCAUUGGUCCGAUCUCUCUUUAAUGAUCGAGGUCGUGAAAUUGGAGCAACAUUUAUGGAGAAGUUUUUAUUGCGUAAAAUAAAAAGUCGAUAUAAUGACGAAACCGUAAUAAAUGUCGAGAAACAGUUAGCGCUAAAAAUCGUAACGAUUUUUCGAGCCAUUUCACUCUGCACAUUCUCGAAGAACAUCGUGCGAUCUGCUGUGUAUAUCGGUGCCCUAUUGACCAAUAUUCGACACAGGCAAGAUUUGCUGUUACCUGUAUUGGCUGAAGAGUUUCACUUUUAUAUGUAUGUGUGUGCGCGCACGCACGUUGAAAACGGACAAUUCAUUAAAAAAAUACUCAUGAUUAUACUCGUUUAUCGUUCAUCAACGGAAAAACGCAUAUUAAAAAUGAGCAAUCUCCUCAAAAAUAUUCAUACGCAUACUCGUGUAUAUUCGUUAUUAUACACGAGUGCUUGCGAGUGCAAGAAACGGGCAAAAAACGAUCCAUAUGAGAAGCAAAAGCGGUGA